Messenger RNA from Anopheles arabiensis, 934 nucleotides. Its product is annotated as Golgi-associated plant pathogenesis-related protein 1-like. The record is from RefSeq and is a predicted model, not a curated record. NCBI's taxonomy places the organism in Eukaryota, Metazoa, Arthropoda, Insecta, Diptera, Culicidae. The transcript is spliced from 4 exons. The coding region runs from base 425 to 868 and encodes 147 amino acids. Gene Ontology annotation, cellular component: extracellular region.
CAUUAUCCAUCCAGCCCUUUUUCUGUGUGGUUGUCACAGAUGAUCGUUAAUAUAUUGUCGCCUUUUGCACAGUUGAAAGCAUUUUUCAAUUAAUUGCAAUUGCAGCCAACACGAGUCAACGAGUGCAGCAAUUGUUGAUUGAUUUUUAAUUUAUCGUCACUGUCAAAUGUGUAACCUUCGUUUGCAGCAAGCCAAAUGGGGUCAAAGGUUAAAGAAGUAGCAAAGAAAUGAAAGAGCGUUUAGUUUUAUCAUCAAAACAGAUUCCUGGAAACCAUUUAAUUUAUUGGUGCAACAAGGGUGUGGGAUUUCCUUCAAACAACGGAUUAGUUGUAAUGAUACGAAACAGUAUCAGUGCACUAUAUAAAGAAGCAGUAUCCUCAUAUCGCAUUACCCAAAGUCUAGUCUAGAGCAAGCAGUACCAACAAUGAGUUUCACCACGUUCCAAACCGAAGUUCUCGAGCGUCACAAUGUGUAUCGAGCGAGACAUUCGGCACAGCCAUUAAUGCUUGACGCGGGCCUAUGCCAGUAUGCUCAGCAGUGGGCAAACUACCUGGCAAGCAGAAAUGUCAUGCAGCAUCGCACCAACAACAAGUACGGCGAGAACCUGUACGCGUGUUUCGGCAAAACCAAUGUCACUGCCCAGGAGCCAGUUGACUCGUGGUACAACGAGAUCAAAUACUACCGGUUUGGCGCUGCUCAGCCGUCAAACUUCAUGCAGGUCGGCCACUUCACGCAGGUGGUGUGGAAGAAGUCGCGCAGACUGGGCGUCGGUGUUGCUGUGCAGGGAAAGAAUGUGUACGUCGUCUGCAAUUACGAUCCUCCGGGCAACUUUGGCAACGAGUAUCCGGCCAAUGUAACCCGUUCGUAAGGCGCAGGCGGAAGCAGAUGUUCGAUGGGAAAUAAAAGCCAGUGAUUCAGUCUGCCAAGCUAAAAA